UACAUAAUUUAAAAUAUAAUUUUUAUUGUAGUGUCUGUAAGAUACUGCUAUAUUCUAUUUAUUUCAUACUGAAUUAUUUAUUUUGGAACUGUAACGAAACUGUGUACAGUAAUUUUUUUAAAUAAAGAAUUCGAAAACAACGAAUAAUUUUUGAUAAAUAAAAGCUUCGUCCAUUCGUCCUUAAUUAAUACUUUUGUCAAUUGGAAUGAUUAAGAAAGAAAUUUAAAUCAAGAUACUUUUUAAAUCACUUCUUUAUUUUUACCCCCUUUCAAGUUUGUUUGUUGUUGCUAUCUAGGUCCAUUUGUACCUUUUGUAUUAGGCAGUUUUUUUAUUAAUAUCGAGAGAAUACAAUAAUACAAAGUUUUUUGUCUGUAUCUGUAGUGGGUCGAAUCCCCUCAAAAACAGAAUACCACUAGGGCUUUGCCACAAGAUGAACUCAAUAAAUUAUUCAAACUCUUAAUUACAUUCAUUUUACAUAAUUAAGGAAAAUUGAAGAUUUGUUUAUUACAACUUUUAGUCAUAUCCCCUAUAUCCUACUCCAUCUGCGCCUUUUCCACGAUUGCGCCUUCCCCAAGUUGUUUCAAUCGAUAAUAUUAUCAUGGCAACGUCGUUUCUAUGAUACCCUCGUCAAUAUAAACUACCAGUGCAUACCAUAAAUUAGUUAUAUCUAGUUCAAAUUAGUGUAAACCUUACAGAGAGUUACAAAUUAUCCUCCGAAACUAAUCUACAAGUUGUAAAGUAAUAUGAGUUCGAAAUUGUCACCACGUCCUCGAAAGCAUCGUCAGAAGGACGAAGUCAAGCAAGACAUUGUGGCUCAAGUUCACAAACCACUCAAACAUGACGUUCCUUCAGAAGAAUCAAAAUCAGAUGAAAUGUCCGAAUCCAACAGGACUUACAAUAUGGAAGACAAAAAUAACGACAAAAACUCCAACUACAGCCAACGUACGCCAAGCAGGGACAUCUCCAUUGACGGAGAAUCGACAAUUAACACAAAAAUAAUUAGCUUGAUAGAAACCGAAAUGAAAAGGGAUAUUAAUAAACAUAAUCAUUUUAGCGAUUCGAGACCACAAAGUCUAAGCUUUUAUGAGGACGAGAAAAUGCCAGAAGAACUCUCAGGAAACCUGGAAAUGUUAAGCCCGGAAGAGAAAAAACAUUACAGAAAACGUAAAGAAUAUACAGACCUGGAUUUGGAAAGGAAUAUGUAUAACAGUAUGCAGGAUAUUAUGAUUUGCAGGGACAACGAUGAAAUUUUGAAUUCGCUUAAAAAAUCCAAGUCGCGCAAGAAAAAGCACAAUAACACGACAGAUCAGGAAGUAGGCUUGGGUGACAGCAGAGAAAUGAUGAUACCAAAAGAGAAAAGAAAGAGUAAGAAAAAGAAACGAGAAUUUUCACCAAUGUCUACUUCAUCGGGCAAAAAGAAACACAGAAAACGGGACGAGGAAUUCGAACCUAAAACGGAAAUAACAUUGGCACUGGAAGAACUUCAAGACGAUGUAUUCGAAAAUAUUCCUGAAGAUGUAGCUAAACUGGAUAAGGUAAGAAAAAGCCCGAAGAAAAGCGAUAAAAUUUACGUACAGAAAAAGAACAAAUUCGAACCUACUUUGAGAACUGAACUUAAUCCAGCUAAACAAUUUGAUGAGCCAAAACGCCCCAGUAGUUUUCUAUUACCUCUUAACAUUGCGAUUUGUUAUCAAGAGAAAUGGUUACCAUUUACAAUGUUGUGCCAUGGGUUUUUGGGUGGAAUCGCUCUGGCACAUUACUGUUACCUCAGUGUCACCGAAGAACCAUCCAGCAAAGACUUUUUGGAAACUUAUGCUUAUUACAGUGACGUUUAUGCAUGUUUAUUUAGUUUGCUGGUGGUUAUCUGCCUGGUGUCUGUUUUCGACAGGUAUGACAUAUCCCAUUUAAGUUAUUAUCAUCUAAAAGACUACAUUUUUGGGAGGAAAAGUUCUAUUGUCAUUUUGAUUUACUUGGUCUGCUUCGUUGUCCAUUUAAUUGCUAUAAAAACCGAUGACAAAAUUAGUUUUAUUUUGCACAACAAUUCUACAAUAGACGAGAUAAAUCAUCAAGAGAUUUAUUUGUGGAAGCAUCUGUCUUUUUGGAGAGCUAUUUUAGCUUCUACAGCUUGGCUAAUUAUAGCAUUGGCUCCAGUAAAAGACUCCUUUUGCUUGCAUUUGAAAGAAAUCGAAAGAUAUUUUGUUGUAGGGAAUUAAUAUUCACGGAAAUAAAAACAAUUGAUUGUAUGCAUUUAAAACAGUGCAUCUAUGUUUAUAAUCAUACUUAUUGUUGUAUACUUCAACUAAUAACAAAUAAAUAAACUAAAAGUAGCUAUUGUAAUAUGUUGCUAUAUUGUUAAGACGGUUAACAGAUCGAAACGUUGGGUUAAAAUUAAUAAAUAAUAAUUAACGGGACUAUUAAAACUACUAGACAUCGAAUUGUAAAUUUUCCUUGAUAUCCCAAUAUUUAAGUAAAAUACUGAUACCGGGUUACGACCAUUUGUGUGACUUCCAAAGAAGCAUGAAACAAUAAAUUGUUGAAACUUGCAAUAAGUGUAUUAUUCUUAUAUUAAAAAUUAA
Molecule: messenger RNA, 2576 nt
Organism: Agrilus planipennis (emerald ash borer)
Lineage: Eukaryota; Metazoa; Arthropoda; Insecta; Coleoptera; Buprestidae
Exons: 4
Coding region: 744-2213 (489 amino acids)
Biological process (GO): cilium assembly
Cellular component (GO): ciliary transition zone
Source: RefSeq, a predicted model, not a curated record